Hansenula ciferrii is the source of this 756-nucleotide messenger RNA. RefSeq names its product flavin reductase family protein. The coding region runs from base 1 to 756 and encodes 251 amino acids. The record is from RefSeq and is a predicted model, not a curated record. The transcript has a single exon. Lineage: Eukaryota; Fungi; Ascomycota; Saccharomycetes; Phaffomycetales; Wickerhamomycetaceae. Gene Ontology annotation, molecular function: FMN binding.
AUGUCCAGUGAAAAAUUAGAACAUCAAUUCGAUCCAAAUUGGGUCAUUGGUCAAGGUGCUACAAAUGAUGAUUGGAAAAACCAUAAAAAAAUUGAUAUUGAUAUUGAAAAUGCUGAAGAUUAUAGAGAAAAUUAUAGAUUAUUUAUAUCAGGUAUUGUUCCAAGACCAGUUGCAUUUAUUUCAACAAUUGAUGAUCAAGGGAAUCAAAAUUUAGCACCGGCUUUUAGUUUUUUCAAUAUUGUUAGUAGUAAUCCACCAGUUUUCACAAUUGGUAUAAGUAAAAAUGCUUCAAGAGAUGAUGGUACUAAGGAUACAUUAGAAAAUAUUUUACAAACUAAAGAAUUGACAAUCAAUAUCAUAAGUGAAUGGUUUAUUGAUGCUGCUAAUUAUACUUCAAUUCCUUCCAAAGCAGGUGUUGAUGAAUUUAAAUUAUCAAAUUUAACACCAUCACCUUCCAAAAAAGUUAAAGCUCCACAUGUUGCAGAAAGUGCUUUUUCCAUCGAAGCUAAAUUAUUAUCAACAAAUGAGUGGAAGUCUAAACAUAAUCCAGAACAAACUUCUGGUACUUUAGUCAUUGUGGAAGGUGUUCAUUCUUGGGUUAGAGAAGAUAUCCUAAAUAAAGAUCGUAAAACUAUUGAUAUUUCUAAAUUGAAACCAGUUGGAAGAUUAGGUGCUAUCAAUUACACAACUAUCCAGGACAAUGGGUAUCCAAUCACACGUCCUGAUCCUGGUUAUGCUUUCACAACAGAGAAAUAA